AUGGAUUGCCUGGUGGAGCACCCGGAAUUCUUCGUCAGCGAGUUAAGGCCAAACAAUUUAGACGACGUUCUGAAGAAGAUACAAAAUGAACUCCUUCAAGAGGAAGCAAGUCAGAUCAUUCUGAUCACCUCGGGGGGAACCAAAGUUCCACUCGAGAAAGUUCCCAUCAGACACAUGGAAAAUUUUUCCACUGGAAGAAGGGGAGCACAUAUGUGUGAAUAUUUUUUAAAGAAAAAAAAAAAAGUAAUUUUUCUACAUCGAAAGGGUACCUUCAUGCCAUUCGAGUGUCACUUAAAAUGUGCUACUCGCAUGGACAAUAUUCGUCUUGUGGAUGGACGUGUCACGCUGAAUUUAUCACAACACGACCAUGAAGCUGUGGUAAAUGAUGCAAAAUCGUAUGAACAGUUCAGGAAAAAUCUUCUUUGUAUUUCUUUUGAGUCAAUUUUUGACUAUGGAUUUUACUUGACGGCCAUUUGUAAUUUGCUCAAUGAGGAUUGGAGGGCUAGGCAGGUCAGCCAUACCACUACGGAUGUGAAGACCAAUGGAGUUUUCCCUUUACCACACCUCGUCAUCUUAAGCGCAGCGGUGAGCGAUUUCUACAUACCCUUUGCAGAGUUAAGUAAUCACAAAAUAAAUAGUGAGACGAAUGCAACUGUCUCCUUCCGAAUGCAGCUAGCCCCCAAAUUUUACAAACUUACGAAGAAGUACUUUCCCCUACUUAACUUUUGUAUGUUCAAACUGGAAGACGAUGAGAAAACACUACUCAGCAAGUCAAACGAGAGAAUCCCUUUCGCAGACAUAUUAGUUGCCAACCUGUUGAAUGAGCGUUAUAACUCUGUUUUUAUCUUCACGGGGAAAGAUGAUUUCUUCAAACUUACCACCUCGAAUGAGAAGGAACGGAUUGAAGAUGCCAUAGGUCGCUACCUUUGUAAGCACUUUGGCAUUCCGAUGGCAGACCCGUAG
Plasmodium coatneyi is the source of this 963-nucleotide messenger RNA. RefSeq names its product Phosphopantothenoylcysteine synthetase. Lineage: Eukaryota; Apicomplexa; Aconoidasida; Haemosporida; Plasmodiidae. Gene Ontology annotation, molecular function: phosphopantothenate--cysteine ligase activity. The record is from RefSeq and is a predicted model, not a curated record. Bases 1 to 963 code for a protein of 320 amino acids. The transcript has a single exon. Gene Ontology annotation, biological process: coenzyme A biosynthetic process. Gene Ontology annotation, cellular component: cytoplasm; nucleus.